AUGGCCAACACCAAUGGCCCCAACGGCACCACGAACGGCCUCCCCCUAGAGAAGGAUUUCUCCCACACCGACGCCCUCGAGCGCGUCCGCACCGCCGGCUCCGUCAGCAUCUCCCCCGAGCUGUUCGAGAAACUGUAUUUGAGUCCGCCUAAUAAAGCCACUGGUGACUUGAGGAAGCGGUUUGGGAAUCCCACGCCUUUAGCACUCAUCGGAUUCCUCCUCAGUCUGACCCCGCUAUCAUGCGACCUCAUGGGCUGGAGAGGCGCGGGGGGAAAUGGUGCUGCUAGUACUGGAGCAUUCUGGGGCGCCUUCGGUAUGACACUCGUCCCCUUCUUCAACGCCUAUGGCGCCUACGUCACCGACCCCGCCAUGGCAGAGCCGCAGAUGGGAAAUCCAGGGAACCCGUUGGGAUUGCAGACGCCGGCUUUUAAUGCUAGUUUUGCGUUUUUCUUGUUGUUCAUGGGGCUCAUCUGCUUCCUCUUCCUGAUACUGAGUCUAAGGACGAAUGGCGUAUUCUUCAUGAUCUUCCUCUCGCUUGUUGGUGCGUUCAGCUGUCUGGCGGCCGCGUACUGGAACCUUGCGCUCGUGUAUGAGAAUGCUAUGAAUGCUUCUGCGGCGACGAAGGCUGCGAACUUGACUGUGGCCGGCGGCGCAUUCGCCUUCGUAACAUGCAUGUGUGGGUGGUACUUGCUUUUGGCCAUCAUGCUGGGCAGUCUAGAUUUCCCGUUUAGUCUGCCGGUUGGGGAUUUGAGUCGCUUUAUUAAGGGCGGGAGUGAGAAGAUGAAGGGGAGUGAUAAUGUUUGA
Bacidia gigantensis is the source of this 804-nucleotide messenger RNA. RefSeq lists its product as uncharacterized. Bases 1 to 804 code for a protein of 267 amino acids. Gene Ontology annotation, molecular function: acetate transmembrane transporter activity. The record is from RefSeq and is a predicted model, not a curated record. Gene Ontology annotation, cellular component: plasma membrane. The transcript is spliced from 5 exons. NCBI's taxonomy places the organism in Eukaryota, Fungi, Ascomycota, Lecanoromycetes, Lecanorales, Ramalinaceae.